CGGCUCGAGAGGCUUUGUAAAGGGUCACGUUGCGCUGCAGCAGUUAAACAGGAGACAGCUCCGCAUCUCUCACCUACAGCUCACCUGCUCUAUCAACUGAAGACAUCAACAAACAGCCACCAUGACUCACCAGUACCCCGCACUGACUGCUGAGCAGAAGAAGGAGCUGCAGGAGAUCGCUCAGAGUAUAGUGGCUCCAGGAAAAGGCAUCCUAGCUGCCGAUGAGUCCACUGGCAGCAUGGCGAAACGCCUGAACCCCAUCGGGGUUGAGAACACGGAGGAGAACAGGCGUCGCUACCGCCAGCUGCUCUUCACCGCUGACGAGCGCAUCGACAACUGCAUCGGAGGGGUCAUCUUCUUCCAUGAGACCCUCUACCAGAAAAGCGACGAUGGCGUUUGUUUUUCUAAGCUCAUCAAAGACCGCGGCAUUGUUGUUGGCAUCAAGGUUGACAAAGGUGUCGUACCACUUGCUGGAACAAAUGGAGAGACCACCACCCAGGGUUUGGACGGGCUCAGUGAGCGCUGUGCUCAGUACAAGAAGGACGGUGCAGACUUUGCCAAGUGGCGUUGUGUGCUGAAGAUCAGCGAGACCACGCCAUCUCAGCUGGCCAUCCUGGAGAAUGCGAAUGUACUGGCACGAUAUGCAAGCAUCUGCCAGCAGAAUGGCAUCGUCCCAAUUGUGGAGCCAGAGAUCCUGCCUGAUGGGGAUCAUGACCUGAAGCGUUGCCAAUAUGUCACAGAGAAGGUCCUUGCAGCGGUGUACAAAGCUCUGUCUGACCACCAUGUGUACCUGGAGGGAACAUUGCUGAAACCCAACAUGGUCACCCCUGGACACUCCUGUCCUACCAAGUUCUCCAGCGAGGAAAUCGCCAUGGCUACCGUCACUGCCCUGCGCCGCACUGUACCUCCAGCCGUUACAGGAGUGACUUUCCUUUCGGGUGGUCAGUCUGAAGAGGAGGCUAGCGUGAACCUCAAUUCCAUCAACACCUGCCCCCUCAACAAGCCCUGGGCGCUGACUUUCUCCUACGGCCGAGCCCUGCAGGCCUCCGCCCUGAACGCAUGGAAAGGAGACCUGAAUAAGGAGAAAGCUGGCACCGAGGCUUUCAUCAAGCGGGCCCAGGCUAACGGGCUGGCUGCCCUUGGAAAGUACAAGUCCUCUGGAAGUGCUGGUGCUGCUGGUCAAUCCCUCUACGUGGCUAACCAUGCCUAUUAAACUUUAACGACCACAUUCAGCUGUGGCCUAGUGCUAGUCUUAAUAUCUGCUCUGCUAUUCCCUUCUCACUCCUCCAUCAGACACAGGCCUGCGCUGUCUACUGUACUUUGUUAAUAGUUAUUAACAUUACAUUAUUAGAUGUCUAUUUAAAAUCUAUGUAAGAAUGCAAUACUAAAGGGAACAGGUUUUCAUUUUUAUUUCAACAAAUAAAUCCAGACAGGUUUGAGACAAUUAAUGACUGAAGUGUUGAAUUUCAUGUCUAGCUCUGGUUAGACUCUGAGAUUAAUGCAGAAUGUAAUCCAGAGAAUCUGUCAGUAUUCCUUUCUUGCCUCUUCAUAAGUGCUCCUCUCUCUCCACGUUUGGUUCCUUCUCCGUCAUUGGUCCUCUCACAUCGGCUCCCCAGCAGUUCAGAUCAGCAAGUGCGCAUCGGUGUUUCGCUUCAGUCAGAACCCAGCGUUGGCCCUUCGUUUAACUACUGUACUAACAUUCACACUAACUGUGGGACCAACCAACCAAUAGUGGCAUCAGUGCAUCCGUUUUAAGGGUAAAACGAGGAGCUGAGCAGAGCGAAGUCGAAAUGUUGAACUUGGAAGUUGAUCUUGUGUAGUUCAUCGGUGGGUCCAGCAGAGGUCACUAGACACGGUGUACUGUAAUAAACGUUGCACACCAGUAAUCGUUUUUUUUUUUUGUUUUUUUUUUUUUCCCCCUUGUGCUCCUUAUUACCAUUAUCAACAAAAACGACCAUCACGUGUGUCUUCUCAGUAUAACAUUAGCUUUGAAUUACACUUGGUAAAUAUCGUAUUUAGUUGUGUGACGGUGUCUAUGUGAUUUCUGUGUGCCACCCGCCCCCUGCCUGACCAUCCUGUUUCCCCCCUGCCUGCCCCACGGAAAGAUUGGAAGAAUUUCUAUCGAUGCAGACAUGGACCAACACAUGGGGGUCAGCAGCGCAGAAACGGUCACUGCUUUGUUGGAUUAAUGUGUUUGUGAUGUUAUUGUUCUUGAAACAAUCGGUGUGUCAAAUAGUGGAGAAAUAAACUAAAAUACACAUUAAAACUAAA
Messenger RNA from Poecilia reticulata (guppy), 2271 nucleotides. RefSeq names its product aldolase C, fructose-bisphosphate, b (gene aldocb). Gene Ontology annotation, molecular function: fructose-bisphosphate aldolase activity. NCBI's taxonomy places the organism in Eukaryota, Metazoa, Chordata, Actinopteri, Cyprinodontiformes, Poeciliidae. Gene Ontology annotation, biological process: glycolytic process. The record is from RefSeq and is a predicted model, not a curated record.